Castor canadensis (American beaver) is the source of this 634-nucleotide messenger RNA. RefSeq names its product transmembrane protein 160 (gene Tmem160). The record is from RefSeq and is a predicted model, not a curated record. Lineage: Eukaryota; Metazoa; Chordata; Mammalia; Rodentia; Castoridae.
AUGGGAGGCGGCUGGUGGUGGGUUCGGGUCGCCCGCCUGGCCCGACUCCGUUUCCGGGGGACGCUGCUGCCGUCUCAGCGGCCCCGGAGCGGGGGCGCCCGGGCUUUCGCCCCUGGCCACGGCCCCCGCGCCGGGGCUUCGCCACCCCCAGUAUCCGAGCUAGAUCGCGCGGACGCUUGGCUCCUCCGGAAGGCGCACGAGACAGCCUUCCUCUCCUGGUUCCGAAAUGGUCUUCUGGCCUCUGGCAUUGGUGUCAUCUCCUUCAUGCAGAGUGACAUGGGUCGGGAAGCUGCUUAUGGCUUCUUCCUGCUGGGUGGUCUGUGCGUGGUUUGGGGCAGUGCCUCCUAUGCGGUGGGCCUGGCCUCUCUGCGAGGACCCAUGCAGCUUUCGCUGGGGGGUGCAGCUGCGGGCAUGGGGGCUGUGCUAGCCACCAGCCUGCUUUGGGCUUGUGCCGUGGGCCUCUACAUGGGCCAGCUGGAGCUGGAUGUGGAACUGGUACCUGAGGACGACGGGGCGGCCACUGCCGAAGGCCAGGAUGAAGCAGGCCGGCCACCACCUGAGUAAGCAGCAGGGCCGUGGGGACUGGCUAGGCGCCGCCAGGCCCAAGGACUGGGACAUUAAAACCUGAGCCUUC